GCAACAGGAGCUCCAACGAGCACUGGAAACCUCGACGGCCAAGACCCGAGUCCGAGCCCCAAGACAUUGUUGUAGCCAUCGUCGCAGUCCAGUUUUGCGGUUAACGUCGCCGUCGACGCCCACACACACACAACACACUCACAACGAACACACCGCGCAGCGAAAACGAUAACGGCUAGGAAAUAAAUAAACAGUUUUAGUUGCUGUCGGCGAUUCCUGAGGAGCGGAGCCAAAUCGAAAUGCUGGCGGCUCAGGAGAAUCGCUUCCAGUAUGUGUACUUUGCGUUAUCCGCCCUGGUGGCCAGCGCCAUGCUCAUCCUGGUCUACAUCUCCAUGCGCUCGAGCCUAAAUGAGCGACUGCGCGAGGAUCUGGCCAAGACGCAGCAUCAGAUGAUCUUUGAGAAGCCAAAUCCUCAUUGGGACUACAGCAAUAGCUGGCGAAGGAUAGGAAAUACCUCGCUCAGGCAUGAGAUUUACUCGGCCUACUUUGAUGUGAGAACAGAGAUCAUAGGCAACGUCCGCUUGGAUGAGGAGCAAAUGACCAUCGGAUCCCUGCGUCUGUUUGCCAUUCUCCCAGAGCGCCUGCGCGACUCCCGGGUGAGCUGCAUCGUCCGUUUUGCGGACUUUACCAGCCAGGAGAUUGUGGCCGAGGAGGCGGGAGCCAUGCAUGAUGUGCACAAUAAUACCUUUGCUGCCUGGAGCAUCAUGUGUCCCCUGCAUGCCUCCCGUAGGAGUCCGAUGCGGCUGCCACAAGCGGUUGCCUUGACCUAUGGCUCCAACAGGCUGAGUCACCUGAGUCCUACUUUUGUGCAAAUCAGUUAUCCCCGCAACAUGACCAAUCUCUUUGGACGCUCCCGUCCCACAAUAUCCGUGUGCGUGGGUCCGCUGCAAGAGAACUACUCCAAUGUCCUUCGUCUGGUGGAGUUUGUGGAGAUGUAUCGCCUUCAGGGUGCCAGUCAUUUCUAUUUCUACUAUGUGGAGGCCACCGAGGAUGUGCGUCGUGUCCUGGAACACUAUCAGCGCAUCGGGUUGGCCGAUGUCUUUGAGUGGAAUGUGCAUUCGCAUCUGGAGGAUCUCCAUUAUGCCGGAAUCGUGGCGCAGUUCAAUGACUGUGUUUAUCGUGCCAAUGUCGUGGAUAACUUUAGGUAUGCCGCAGUGGUGGAUCUGGAUGAGGUGAUGAUGCCGCUGAAGCACAACACCCUGGCGGAUUAUCUGCGUCAGUGCGAUGAGGGCCGAACCGCGGGCUUUGUCUUCCGCAAUGUCUUCUUCCACCGAAAGGAUAGUAAUGACACCUUCAAUGCACCCGCCCAUGUUCUCAAUCGGCUGCUCUACACCCAGUCGAAGGUGAAGAGGACUUUGGAGGUCCUGCCCGCCCAUAUACGGAGCAAGGUGGUGGUCAAUGCCCGGGGCAUUGUGGAGAUGGGUAACCAUCAGGUUUAUCGCUCCGCUCCGGGCUACACCGAUCACAUAGUGCAUCCGACGGUGGGGUUGCUGUUCCAUUACCGUGACAAGUGCAUCAACUGCAAGAUGGUGCUCAUUGUGGACUAUACCGCGCGGAGAUUUGGAUCGCUGCUCUUCGAUCGCGUUGACACCACGUGCCUGGAGGUUUUCAUGGACCGAAGGGGCAUCUGCGAGAUGACGUAGCCCUUAUCGGUGCUUCGAUCUCCGAGAGACGCCCCCAAAAAAACUACAAAGACCAGAGAUCUCACGGCUCAGUUCUGAGCGUGGCCUCCGCCCGUCGACAUGCUGAAGUUCUGCUCGCUCCGCAAGGGCAGGGAGUCCACGAUUCCCAACCCGAUUCCGGCUCCAGCUCCAGUUCCGGCUCCCAGAGUGGCCAAGAGUGUACGACAAAUUAGGCUAAGUCCCCAAGCUGUUCUCUCUAAGUGUUAUGCCGUAAUAAAUCGUGC
This is a messenger RNA of Drosophila serrata, 1906 nucleotides long. RefSeq lists its product as uncharacterized. Gene Ontology annotation, molecular function: glycosyltransferase activity. Lineage: Eukaryota; Metazoa; Arthropoda; Insecta; Diptera; Drosophilidae. The record is from RefSeq and is a predicted model, not a curated record. Gene Ontology annotation, cellular component: cytoplasm.